Molecule: messenger RNA, 6387 nt
Organism: Echinococcus granulosus
Lineage: Eukaryota; Metazoa; Platyhelminthes; Cestoda; Cyclophyllidea; Taeniidae
Product: Supervillin
Exons: 27
Coding region: 1-6387 (2128 amino acids)
Biological process (GO): actin filament severing; cytoskeleton organization; actin polymerization or depolymerization
Cellular component (GO): actin cytoskeleton; cytoplasm
Molecular function (GO): phosphatidylinositol-4,5-bisphosphate binding; actin filament binding
Source: RefSeq, a predicted model, not a curated record
AUGACGGUGCCCAACCAAGAUUUCGUCCCUCCCUCGUUUGGAAUAGCUUUCACUAAGAAAGCACCUCUUAUAAAACAGGCCAAUGUGGCCGCGGAGGCGUCUCCGUCCACAAAAAUGGCGUCCCCAACACCGCCGCAGCCAGCACCGCAGGCCUACGCAUCGGCCCAAAUUGUGAGCCCCGAAGCCUCCUUUGUUGUUCCUCGCCACUGCGCAGAAGUUCUCUCCUCACCGGCACCUCAAAGAGCCCAGACGGUAAUGAAGCAGGCCCGACCAGGCAGCGUUUUCAUCCCCCGAAGGAGUCCCAUCGACAGCGCUCUUACAGAACCGUGCUCAACGAAGACCGGCAACGUCAUCGCUACAACUACGACGACUGCAUCUACAAUGAAGACUGGGUCAAGGACCACUGGUAGCCCACGGGUUCGGUUUGCGUCUCCCGCGGCUCAGACUGUGGAAAUUAGCCCCAUUCCUGUUGGGGUUCAACCGGUCUCGAAUCAGACGUCAUUUUUUCAGCCCACUUCUUCUGCCUCACAGAAUGGUUUUCCUCGUCAAGCCAGAUCGGCCACCCCUACAAGAAUCGUAACUGAUCCCCAACCCAUUCCGGCUGCUGCACCGGUACUUCAACAACCUCUAGCUUACUCAGCACCUUCCUUUCAACAAGUAACUCAACUACAGCAGACAAACCAACCAGCAUUCGCUGUUAUCGCGCAGGAUCCCUCGGCCCUUCAAGCACUACUUAGUGGUGAUUUGGGUGGUAGAACCUUCAUCAUACAGCCUUUGCAACAGUCCUACUUCCUGCCACAGUUCCAACCUGCUGCUGUUCCCUUUCCCCCGUUUGCUGUUUUGCAGACACCCCUACAACCACAGCUCUAUCCUCAACAGCCAGCGAAUACAAUGCCACAGCAAGAACGACCAGUCGCUGUUGUACAGCAGCCAGCUUCAGUCUUACUUCCAGCAGCACCGCCACAACAUCAACCACCACAACAACAGCAGCCACAAUCGCAGUUCUCUGCCUGGCAGGCUCCUAUGGUGGCAGUGCCUCAAAAUCCGGUUGAAACUGCUCCUACAAUAGCAACUGAAGAGCCUCCUCCUGGAGAAUCACCAGCAGCGACCAUUGCCAUGUCUAUCUCAGCAAUAACACCUAGAGAGCCCAAUUCUCAAUCAAUUUCCGAGCCUCUCACAGUCUCGACAGACAGUCGACUACUUCCACAAGCGGCACCCUGCCAACGAUCACCACCAAGGAGCGUUCAGUCGAUUUUUAAGCAGAGCAGUCCCCAACUCUAUCAAUCGCAUGAGGCGCACAAAAUCCCGUUGAGAGAGCCGCAGAAGCUGUCAACUCCGACGUUUCUUCAGCCAACUCAACAGCAACACCAGCAGCAGGUGCGUUUCACUUCAUCUAGAGAAACCACUCCCAAUCCGCCACAAAGCAACCCCCUAUGCGAAUACGUGGAGAGGCUUAAGCUGGCACCGUCGAAAGUCAACCGUCGAACACUGGCAAGUAAAACAAUGAAAUCAAAAAGUAUGCCAGAGAGUGAGAACCUUCGGAUCAUCUCCACGGCAGCGGGAGACAGUAGUGUAGUAUCGGUCAUCGAUCGAGCGAGACGGUGGCAACAGGAGCGACAGCUGGAGGAGAUGGGUAGGAGUAAGAGCGGUUUUGUCGACCAGGAUCUAAUUGCUUGCGGUGACGAGUUGGUACCUGUGGAGGAGCGUGUCCGGGCUUUCAAUACUGGUCAAGUGGUGGAGGAGAAUGAAGCCGCAAAAAAGAAAUUGAAUGACGAAUUUGAGGAGGAAAGAAAUCGAAGGAUUAGGGAACAGUCCUUUUCUGCUAAUGUGAAACCCAAAACACAGAUAAGGUUGAACAAUAAGCCCCCCAAUCAACGAACUAUCGUGGCUAGUCCGCUUUCUCCUCAAGUGCUUCAAGGUGAUCCGCUGACCAAGCUUUCAGUGAAGGAAAAAAGCAACCUCUUUUCACGACGAUCGGGUGUUGGAAGACCCGUCAAGUUAGAACGAGCAGCUAUGCAACGUCGCAAAACUCAACCCAUCACCCUUGAUGAUAUUGCUCGAGUGAACCAAUGCGUUCUGGAGGGCCGUGGUGCAAUUAUACCAGAGUCUCCAAUGGAAAGUUUCAAGGAGGAUGACCUGGAGAUUGGCUCCUGCCUUUCAAGUCCAGCGGCUAGUGUGAAUAGCGACUUUUCAGAAUUGGUCUACGCCCAGGCACCGUCGAAACCCCGUGGACCUGAUUGGUCAGGAGUUGGGACUAUCCGAAAAUUUUGGCCCCUGGUUGAAGCUGCUGCCUUAUUUUUCGGGCAAAGUAUUCUACUGAUGGAUCUAUGCGCAAGAGCGAAAGAGGAGGAAUGUCAUUCAGUGGCGGAGCGUUUGAAGGCAAUGGAGGCUGUAAAUAGGAAAGCAACCGAAGCAGAGGAAUUGACAUUCCUGCCCUCCAACCCCGCUGUUCGACGAAGGCUCAAAUAUCGACUUGCCGAUCAGACAUGGAGGCGCAGUCAGCAGCCCUGUCAUUCCACUCUCGAGGAUUUUGACUCAACGCCACAACUUGUCAAGUCCCUGUCCUGUGUGCACGUUGACAACACUGAAGAACAGGAGAGAAGUGAACAAAUGUCUAUUUCUCAAAGGAUCGCCAAAAUUCAGGAGAACAGUGAGCAAUGGAAGCGACGCGGCCGGCCUCGCUGUGAGAACGAAGCCACACCCCUGAAGAGCGUCAACCAGAUCCGCAACGACCUUGCCGUGAGCCAAGAGCAGUGGCGCAAACGUGUGGUCACUCAGGACAACGAUACGGGAAAGCGGACUCCCUAUGGUCCCCCAGGAACGGCGGAGAAAUUGCCCUCUAUCGAACCGGCACGGACGCCACAGAAACGUGUUAUGCGAAGAACUUUUGAAGUUGAGUCGAAGCUUUUCACACUUACCGGGCAACAAAAGGAAAAUGAGUCCGAAGUGAGUGUUAUUAAAAAGACUGUUCCAGUGGCGAAAAUGAACGAAGAGUUUGUUGACCAGUUCUUUGGACUCAAAAACGAGCAAGGUGUCAGUUCGGCGGUGUUACAGAAUCCCACCUCGUUAUCGAGCGUCCAGCUUCCUGAAACCACUCUUGGUUUGGUGCAAUUCAAGCGCUCGGCGGGGCCCUCCUCUCGUCCAUCAACGAAAUCGAGGAAUCCAGUGCGACGAAUUAACGAAACUCCCGGACUGAAGGACUCUUACGAGGAGGUUCAUGUUAAAGUACCUGGUGAGACUGACAGUGCCGCGUCGACCCGACAACAGGUUACGCCUUGUCAGCGAUUGGCUGGAGCUACCGGAGUCCUGGGGUUCUCCUCCCCUGCGACCAACCUACCAGACAUGAAUGCUCAUCUCAGCGAGUCUGUUCUGGCCGGUUUAGCCAGUGUGGAAAAUUUCUCCUCUACUAAGGAACGCCUUCGAGUUGUGGCGCAGGAGAAGCAGGCGCCUCUCGCCUCUUUUCAAAGAAGUCUCCUACCUCACAAAGAUGUGAUGCUGCUUUUGGUAAAAGGACGUCGGCAAGUGCAGACACGCCUUGUCGCCCCAGUGGCGGCAUCGCUCAAUUCUGGGGACUGUUUUCUUCUCCUACUCCCUGAAGUUAACUCCCUCUACCUCUGGACUGGACAGUACGCGAAUGUAAUUGAGACCAACAAAGCACGCGAUAUUGCUGCAUGGAUAAUCAAGACGCAUGAUCUUGGAUUCCCUUCGGGCGGUCGGGAACCGUUUCUCAUCCCCAUCGAUGAGGAAAAGGCAACUGGUGUUCCUAAGGGUCAACUUGAGACCUUCUAUGCCACGCUGGGUACUUCGGUAGAGCAAUUUAAGGCUCCUGCUGGUGGACCGCAGGAAGAGGAUCUGAUAUUUGAGGUCGUCGUGCAGCACGCAAAUCGAGUUUUUGAGGUAUAUGAAGAUCGCCUUGAACCUCUGCCGGAGGUUUGGGGAACGCCUCUUCGCCACUCUAUGCUCGUUUCCGCAAAAGCUUUUGUGUUUGACUUUGGCUCGGAGGUCUACCUGUGGACGGGCAAUCAAAUCUCCACGAAGAUACGAGCUGCAGGAAUUGAGUUGGUGCAACAACUCUACUCCGAACCAUAUGACUAUUCAAUGUGUAAUACGAGUCCUCUCAAUCCUCUAGAUGCCAUUGACUGUCCAAAGGCCGGAUCCAGCCGUCCAGACUGGACCUUGGUGGCAAAGGUGCCAGAACGAGGCGAGACUGUCCUUUUUAAGGAGAAGUUUCUUGAUUGGCCAGAGGGCUCACGUUUCGGUCAACUUGCCCGCCAGCACUCCGCAAAGAAUUCGUCGGGUAAAUGUCCACCCACCACCACCAUCGAUCUCGGGAGCCUCUCCGUAGAGGCGCUCUUCAGGGAGGCCUUCGAAGAGCCGCCACCGCAGGCGAAUCUGUUGAAUCUCGAGGGUCGAUUCGUGGGUCGAGGAUGUGGUGAAGGCGUGCGUCCCUUUGAUGGCAUCAUGCGACGCUUCUACGUGGAGACUGUCGGCCAGUUGCGAAUCUGGCGCAUCGCAGAAUAUGCAGCCAAACCAGUGCCUGUGACCAGUUAUGGCCAGUUCUGUCGGGACGAGACCUACGUCAUUCGGUGGCCCUUCCGUGUCUACAAUGAAAGCGCUGCAAGAGAGGGGGGAGAGAUCCUCGGCGAGAGGGGUUGCGAAGGUGAGGGCGAGGGAGCGGUGGUGGUGGAAAAGAAAGAGGAGCAGGUUGCUGCCUCUCAUUUGAAUUGCUGGUGGAAAUUUGACGAACAUACCUUUUUGUCUCAAGGUAGUCGUCAAGAGGCUUUGACAGGCAACAAUCGGAUUAACAAUGCCGUCAAUCAAAGGGCCUCAGGUGAUCAGUGCGCCUACUUCUUUUGGCACGGCUCUGCCAGCAAAAUUACACAGCAGGGCGCAGCGGCUCUCAUGACUAUCGAAAUGGACGAGGAACGGGGUCCGCAGGUACGUGUUGUUGAAGGCAAAGAACCUCCAGCUUUUUGUAGUCUCUUCAAUGGACGAAUGGGCAUCUACGAUGGCGAUUCACUUUUACAGAAACCACCGAUUCGGAUGUUUUUGAUUCGGGGGGAGCGCGGAGUCGAGGCCCACCUCUGGCAGGUUCCAGCCUCCCUUAACUCUCUCCGUGCACAGGGCGUCUUCCUCAUAGUCAGUAGCGGUAACAGCAGCGAAGAUGUUGAUUGUUGUUGGCUUUGGAUCGGUUCCACUGCUUCUCCAGUGAAUAUCACUGCAGCUCGCCAUCUGGUUGAGCAGUUUCAGAAGUGCUUACCACCAGAGCUCGGAGUGGAAGUGAUGACUGUGGAGGAGGUGAGUGAAGCCAACCCCGACUGCUCUCAAAUGCGGGACUGUUUGUGUGCUCUGAACGGCGGUACUCCCGUGCAUUCACCUCCGGCAACUAUACGACAUGGAGUGCAGCGUUUGGUGGUGUGGCAGUUAAUCUACACCCUGGGUCAGCAAUUAUCACCCUACCGACUUCCCUAUGUCCUUGAGCCGGACAUCACGACGGCGGCGGACUUUGGGAUUGAAGUGAGCACCUACGUGGAGUCCGAGUGUCUCUUCUCACCCCUUCUUCCCACCCCCACCUUUCCUACUCUCCUUGGCGAUCUUGAUGCCGCUGAACAGCCAGCUCUCUUCCUAGUGGUUCAGGGUAAGGAUAACGUCUACUUGUGGCACGGUUGGUGGCCCGAGAACUGUGGUGGAGUCGCAUUGUUGGACAAUUCUUCGCCGUCGUCCGCUCUGUCGUCACCCUCCUCCCUGUCAGCCGCUACCGCUGCUGCCACCACCACCAGCAGCGAGGCUGGUGUACGGAUGCACUUGGACGACGGCUCUGAUGCCUACCACCUCUCCCCAUCUUACGCAUCAUCUUCGAGACCCCUCAGUCUUCCACUUUGCGAUUCGGAUGUUCAUGACUGCUUUACUUCCCCUACUACCACUCCCUCUUCCACACCGUCGCCUCUCUCGUCGGUCUCCAGUCUCCUGCACCGAUUUGUCACCGCCAGACUGGCUGCUCUGAGAAGCGCGCAAGCCCUGGCUCAACGAAUUGGUCCUACGACACGCGCCGUGGCGGUGUACGCAGGAAUCGAGCCGGAUGAGUUUUUGCAUUUAUUCCCACCAUCUUCACGAACUACGGAGGCUGCAGCUUACCACCUCAGCAACGGCAAAUCUGCUGGGCAAGUAGACUACGUGGAGGAGCUUCUAAAUCGGCUGGAGAAUAUGAAAUUCAGUCUGAAGGAGUUGCAGCAAUGCCCACGACCACCGGACUUGGAUGUAACACGUUUGGAAAUUUAUCUAACCGACGAAGACUUUGAGAACGCCUUUCAUAUGUCUCGUGGUGCCUUUGCUGAGUUGCCGGAGUGGAAGAAACGAAAUUUGAAGAGAAGCAUUAACCUAUUCUGA